Messenger RNA from Macadamia integrifolia, 1364 nucleotides. Its product is annotated as phosphoenolpyruvate carboxylase kinase 1-like. Lineage: Eukaryota; Viridiplantae; Streptophyta; Magnoliopsida; Proteales; Proteaceae. Gene Ontology annotation, biological process: intracellular signal transduction; protein autophosphorylation; peptidyl-serine phosphorylation. The transcript has 2 exons. Gene Ontology annotation, molecular function: calcium-dependent protein serine/threonine kinase activity; calmodulin binding; calcium/calmodulin-dependent protein kinase activity. Bases 87 to 914 code for a protein of 275 amino acids. The record is from RefSeq and is a predicted model, not a curated record. Gene Ontology annotation, cellular component: cytoplasm; nucleus.
UCCUCCCCUUCUAUAAAUAGCUACACCUGCUGACCUUUCUCUUCUAAAGACUUACUUUUAAACAGAGGAACCGAAACAUCUGGGAGAUGAGCGAGGGAUUGAAGAAGGUCUACCAGGUUUGCGAAGAGAUCGGUCAGGGAAGAUUCGGUACCGUUUUCCGGUGCUUCUUUCCUGCUUCCGGCGACUUCUUCGCCUUGAAAUCCAUCGACAAGCGUCUCCACUCCGACUCCGUUGAUCGAGAAUGCAUCGACAAAGAAGCCAAGAUCAUGCAACUUCUCAGCGGCAACCCUAAUGUCGUUCAAAUCGCCGAUGUUUACGAGGAUGAUGCGUAUCUCGACAUCGUUAUGGAGCUUUGUGAUUCUUCCGACCUUUUCGAUCGUGUCUCCAAGCGCACUUUCUCUGAUGUCGAAGCUGCUGCUAUUAUGUUGCCUCUGAUGGAGGCGAUCACUCAUUGUCACCGCAGGGGUGUUGCUCACCGUGAUAUUAAGCCUGAUAACAUACUCUUUGACAGUCGGAAUCGGUUGAAGCUGGCUGAUUUUGGAUCUGCUGAGAUCUUUCACGACGGGCUACCCAUGAGAGGGAUCGUUGGGACGCCUUACUAUGUUGCGCCUGAAGUGCUUUCUGGAAAGGAUUAUAGUGAGAAAGUGGACGUUUGGAGUGCUGGAGUUAUUUUGUACAUAAUGUUGUCUGGAAUCCCGCCUUUUUAUGGGGAUUCUACCGCUGAGAUCUUUGAGGCGGUGCUUCGUGGGAAUCUCCGCUUUCCGACUCGGAACUUUUACUCCGUCUCGCCGGCUUCGAAGGAUCUUUUGCGGAAGAUGCUUUCAAAGGACGUCUCCAAGAGAUUCUCCGCCGAGCAAGUACUCGGGCAUCCAUGGAUCACAAGCGGAGGAGAAGCUAGGUCGAUGAUGGCUUGAUCUAAAUAGAGACUGUAGAAGCUGCCACCACUUCUGAUACUGCUACUGCUACUACUUCUAGAAGUCUAUAGGGGGUAUCUGAAAGAAAGCUUGUACCUACCUCAUAAGUUCCACUCCAGUCUCUGGACUCUAGAGAUGAGUUGAGGGAAGAGAAGUCCGAAGCACAAAGAUUCCGAUCAGAGCGAUUUCGCCGAUCCCCUAUCAGCCAGGACUUAUAAAUCUGCCUCUCCUUUUUGUUUUUCUUUUCGGCCUUUUCUCCUAUGUGGGAGGCGGUAUACUAUACGGAACGUAGUUGAGGAAGAAAGUUUGAGACUGUAGAGAUGUAUGUAUUUGUGUACGUAUGCAGAGUGCAGAGUUAGGUAUUGAAAUCCCACCCUACACGGGAGCGACUAGAAAACUUGAGACUGUAGAUAUGUUUGUAUUUUUAUGUAUGUAUACAAAGUUCGGUAA